UUGACAUGAAACUGUGAAUUGUUUGCUGCUCAAACAGAGUUGACCUGGAGCCAGCAGUCAACCCCCCCACAAACACCCACACCCAUCUACAUCAGCAUGACAAAACAUUGGGGGGGUCCGGGCGUCUUCAGUGCACGAGCAGCAGCGCAGCUCCACCAUCACCUUGAUCUGAGCGCGCCCAGAGGUUUCUCUUCCCAACCCGGCUGCCAUUCAUCCACCAACCCGCUGCUGCUGGAGUUUGGUGCCCGGCUGCUGGAGAAGCCCACCAUCACGACCUCCAUGGCGCAGGACUCGUGUUAUACAUCUAAAACGUCGGAUCAAAGCGCAUGGGAACUUCAAGAUGGGAAUGUAAGUGGAGGAAAGAAGAAGAACUAUCAACGUUAUCCCAAACCUCCUUAUUCAUACCUGGCCAUGAUCGCCAUGGUCAUCCAGAACUCACCGGAGAAGAGACUCACAUUAGCAGAGAUUCUAAAGGAGAUCAGUGCAUUGUUUCCUUUCUUCAAGGGAAAUUACAAAGGCUGGAAGGACUCGGUGCGACACAAUCUCUCCUCGUAUGACUGCUUUGUCAAGGUGCUAAAAGAUCCCGGUAAACCCCAAGGUAAAGGUAACUUUUGGACCGUCGAAGUGAGCAGAAUUCCCCUGGAACUACUAAAAAGGCAAAACACAGCAGUGUCCCGGCAGGAUGAAACUAUCUUCGCUCAAGAUCUGGCGCCGUACAUCUUUCAAGGUUACUCUCAGGGCAGUAAGUCCACACCGGUGCCUGCUAACGCUAAUUUGGUCCCCGUUCCCACCCGCCACAGCCCGUCCCCAUCAGAGGACCCCUGUCGUCCCAAACUGGAUUCCAAGUUUGCUAUCGAUUCCCUCUUGCAUAGCCUCCAACCAGUCAGUUCUGCUGGAGAGGGGCAAAGACAGAGGGACAGUUGGGGGCUUGAGGCUCCACUGCACAUUUGUUCUACCUCUCCUACGCAUCCUCCGAACACCGUAUACAAUUGUAGUUCAUCAGCUAGUUCAGCCAGUCCUGCAUCCGAUUUGUCAGAUGAGGAUUGGAGAAGGGUGACGCGUGUUGGGAAAAGAUCAAGUGACCGAGAAUCAACGUCAGAUGGAUACGACUCCUGCCCGUUAAAUAAAAACGCCAAACGUGGCACCACCCCACCAUGGGAGCUUCCGACGUCGUACGCGAAAUACACACCCCCUAACGCGGUAGCCCCCCCGAGCAUGCGUUUUAACGGAAACCCGUUUAUGCCCCUUGGCGGUCUUCCAUUCUACAGUUACGGCGGUGCACACAUGACCACCAAUCACCUGAUCACGGCGGUCGGGCACACGUACUGGCCCAUUAUUCCAAGCGGGCCAGUUUCCAUACAAGCUCCGCCCCUCCUCAUGGACUUAGACAGCAUGCUGCAAUCCGUUCCUCCCAAUAAAAGUGUGUUUGAUGCGCUUGGUUCCACCAAUCAGACUGCUCAUGGACCUCCAAACCAGUACGCCCUUCAGAACGGACCUUCGCUUUGUAAAUACUCUCUUUAA
Molecule: messenger RNA, 1521 nt
Organism: Paramisgurnus dabryanus
Lineage: Eukaryota; Metazoa; Chordata; Actinopteri; Cypriniformes; Cobitidae
Gene: foxh1
Product: forkhead box H1
Biological process (GO): positive regulation of transcription by RNA polymerase II; transforming growth factor beta receptor signaling pathway
Cellular component (GO): activin responsive factor complex
Molecular function (GO): transcription cis-regulatory region binding; DNA-binding transcription activator activity, RNA polymerase II-specific
Source: RefSeq, a predicted model, not a curated record